This is a messenger RNA of Colletotrichum scovillei, 804 nucleotides long. RefSeq lists its product as uncharacterized. The record is from RefSeq and is a predicted model, not a curated record. NCBI's taxonomy places the organism in Eukaryota, Fungi, Ascomycota, Sordariomycetes, Glomerellales, Glomerellaceae. Bases 1 to 804 code for a protein of 267 amino acids. The transcript has 2 exons.
AUGGCAUGCAGAGGCACAAUCACUCCGCUGCCGGUCAUCCGCGAGGAGGAGGGCUGGGAAGAUGCCUCCUCCUCGUCGGAUGACGACUACGACGAAGACGACGACGAAAACCUCGACCCGCCGGAGGACCUGCUCCUCCCCCACGAGAGGGCUCGCCCGCCUUCUCCUCCCGCUCACUCGGCCCGACUCCGCCUCAUCUACCACUCGAGGGCGUGGGAGACGCAGGUCUACAUGCUGAAGGAUGGCAAAGCCCUCAAGGAGCGAUCCUCCUACCAGAAGUUGAGCAAGGGAUUCUUCGCUGCCGACGAGUUUGCGACGCUCCUCAGCCACUGGUCCAACGCGCUUCCCGAGCAAGUCCAAGAGAUUCUGGGAGACGACCACCCCUACCUCUCGCGCCUCGUACUCCCGGCCGCGCCGCGCCAAUUCAAACUCAUCAAGGGCAUGGAUGGCUCCAGCCACAUUCCUGAUCAGCUCAUGGAACCGUUUCCCGAAAUGCAAGGCAGACUCGUCAUGCAGAGAAUGCGACCGAUCAAGCCGACCAUCAUCCGUAUCAUCAUCGACCAUACCCUCCUCACAUUCAUCGGUCGUCCCGGCGUUCUCGAGCUCGCGCGCAAGAUGGGCACGGCGCUCGCCAUCAUUCACCACGAUCUACAGAAGGACGCCCGUAACGUCAAGUUCCGGCUCGCGUAUGAUCAAGCGCACGACAAGCCGCAGCUCUGGGUGUGCGGACUGGGAAACAUGGACGAUUUGGCAACCAAUGGGAACGAAGACGGUUUCGUGGGAGAUCCGGCUGGAUACAUCUAG